This is a messenger RNA of Chlamydomonas reinhardtii, 2902 nucleotides long. RefSeq lists its product as uncharacterized. Gene Ontology annotation, molecular function: protein binding. Lineage: Eukaryota; Viridiplantae; Chlorophyta; Chlorophyceae; Chlamydomonadales; Chlamydomonadaceae. The record is from RefSeq and is a predicted model, not a curated record. The transcript is spliced from 9 exons. Bases 112 to 2802 code for a protein of 896 amino acids.
GCUAUGCCAUAUUUUCCACUUCAAUUACCCAGCGUUUCGCAGAGCCAAGUCCAAACUGAACUGGCCCUUGCACGCCGCUAGCCUCCAUAGACUCACUUGAUAUGAGCUCUAAUGUUGUCGUCAGUGGAAAGAGCUGCGGCGCAUAGGCAGCGCCCGAGCGGCCCAGGCAGUUGCUUGCACGCCCCACUGGCACUUCGCGUGUUGUGCACGGUGGCCUCCCCAGCGCACUCAAUCGAACCGACUCGCGUCCGCGCGGCCGGGCACUCCAGCCCACAUGGCACGACUGCUCGGCCCUUAGGUCCGACUGCAAAAGCUACUGCAAAGCCAGCGGGGCCCACGGCUUUGUUGCUGCCGCUAGCCACCGUGCUAGCCAAGCUGGGAAAUGACCCGCAGCAACUGCUGGGCUGGGAGGUGCGAGUGGCCGCACCAGCGGGGCAGCGCUCGAGCAAAUCCGUGACCAGCAGCUUCGGAGCAGCUCCAGUCUUCCAGGUCGCCGGACCGCGCGCCCGGUCUGUGCUCGGCGUUGUGAUGGCGGUGGAGCAUGGCCCUGGCGGCAGCGGGAGCGGCGCCGCGGCCGCUUCUCACUACAGCAACACCACGAGCCCGCGCAAGACACUCGAGCAGCAGGACCACACCUUGCGCACCGCAAGGCAGCAGCAACUGCAGCAGCAGCAGCAGCAGCAGCAGCCGCAGCUACAGCCGCAGCUACAGCCGCAGCUGCAGCUGGCAGCCAGGCCGCAGCAGGGCCAGGUAGUGCUGCGGGUGGUGUGCCGCGCGGCUGUGGACGCGUGCGGCGGCUUCGAGGGCGACCAGGUGCUGCUGCUGCCCCUGGAGUCGGGGCUGGUGGCGCGUGGCGACGUGGUGGGGCGGGUGCUGUGGCUGGAAGCCGUGCCGACAGACCUUAUGGCAACCGCGCGCCGGGGUCUGCUGCUGCAACUCAUCCGGCGGGAGCUGCUGCGGCUGGGGCUGGGGUCGGGGCCGGAGGGGCGGGUGCAGGAGGCCGCUGCCGGGACAGGCGGGCCAUCCGAACUCGGCGCUUCGGCACAGGCCGAAGGCCCAGCGCCGACGCAACAGCAGCAGCAAGAGCAGCGGAAACAGGAGACGCAGGAGCAGGUGAAGCAGGAGCAGGAGCAGGCAAAGCAGGAGCAGCGGGAGCAGGAGCAGGAGCAGGCAGCACGGCUGGCUCAGAUGGCGAUGCCCAGCCGCCAGGAACUGCUGGCCGCGGGCCGGGGGGAGCUGGUGGAGGUCAUUGGCGCGGCGGGCGGGUUCGCGGAGGUUGCUCUGCAGCUUGGGCUGCGCUGCUCGCGCCGGCCGCACGGCUUCUGGACGGGUCCGGGCAGCUGGCAGCGGUUGGCAGUGGAGCUGGCGGGCUUUGUGGCGGCGGCCUGGACCGAGCUGCCUGCGCCGGAUGAGCCGGGCCGCGUGUAUUACUACAACCAGGUCAGCGGCCGCACCACGUGGCAGCGGCCCGCCGCCAUGGCCGCCGCCGCCUCGAGCUGGGCUACAGGCGGGACGGCGGCGGCGAUGUCGCAAAGCAGCGGCGGGCCGCGCGGUGGCGGCGGCAGUGGCGUGCUGGAGGCAGAGACGGCGGCUGACAAGGUCAUGCCCUCUCGCGCCGUCAUCAUGCAAGCCCAACGGCGCGACCUGCACGGCGCGAUCAUGCUGCACGGCGGCUAUGAGGCGGUGGCGGCGGCGCUGGGCCGCCGCGUCACGUGGGCCGUCAGCCGGCGGCUGGCGGGCGGCUCGCCGGAGGAGCUGAGGCGGGAGCUGGAGGCGGCGGCGGAGGAGCUGGGGCUGCCGGCGGGCGUGAUGCCCACUGCACGCGAGCUGCAGGACCUGGGUCGCGGCGCGCUGCUGACGGCGGUGCGGCAGCGGGGCGGCUUCCAGGUGGUGGCGAGGCAGCUGCGCUUCGCGCCGCGCGGCAAGCGGCGGCCGCGGGGCUCGUGGGAGGACCCCAAGGUGUUGGCGGCGGAGCUGGCCGCGUGCGCCGUGGCCGCCGCGGCCGCGUCGCCCCCAGCAGCGCCAGCAGCGGAGGCGCGCAGCAAUAGCCGUUCUGGGCCCCGGGAAGGCCGGGCGUCUCGAAGGGGGCGACGGAAAGGGGCGGCGCAGCAGGGCGCGGCGGACGGGAAGGAGGUGGAGGAUGGGGAGGAUGGGGAGGAUGGAGGGGAGGCGGGUGAGCGGCGGCACGCGCAGCACGGGCGGCAGGCGCUGCUGCCCUUCCCCACCCGCAGCCAACUGCUGGCGGCGGGGCGGCAAGACCUAGUGGCGGCGCUGCAGAACCACUACCACGGCCCGGACCGGCGGGCGCUGCUGGCGGAGCUGGGCGGGCUGGCGCUGACGAGCCGGCGGGGCACCAACCGCAACGCGCUCAGCCUCGAGCUCGUGGUGGCGGCAAUACAGGCGGGCCACCGCACGCCGGGCUCCAUCCGGGGCUACCUGUUGGAGCAGGCGGGCGUGCAGGUAUCGCAGCAGUACCUGGGCCAAUACUUGCGGCGGCACUCGGCAGCAGCGGCAGCAACUGGCGCUGGAGCUGGAGCUGGAGCUGUAGGGACAGGAUCUAAAGGGACACGGGGGAAAGGGUCAGGGGGGAAAGGGGCUGGGGCGAAAGGGGCAGGAGCGAAAGGGGCAGGGGCGAAAGGGGCAGGGGCGGCGGUGGCAGAUGCGGAGGCCGCUGCUGCCGCCGGUGCAGGGGAUGGGGAGGAUGGCGCAGGUGCGGAGGAGCUGGAGGCGGGUGGGGGCGCAGUGCUGGUCCGGCUGGGGUACGGCACCUAUGGCCUUGCGGCGGAUGUGGAUUGCCUGUAGGGCGCAGGAGGCGAGGCUGAGGCUGAGGGUGUUGACGAGCUGGGUUGUGGUGAAGCUGGCUCAAGCGCUGGCCGCAGGGCUUGCCGGUAGGUCGUCCGAA